Messenger RNA from Tarenaya hassleriana, 574 nucleotides. Its product is annotated as basic blue protein-like. Gene Ontology annotation, cellular component: plasma membrane. The transcript is spliced from 2 exons. The coding region runs from base 70 to 480 and encodes 136 amino acids. Lineage: Eukaryota; Viridiplantae; Streptophyta; Magnoliopsida; Brassicales; Cleomaceae. Gene Ontology annotation, molecular function: electron transfer activity. The record is from RefSeq and is a predicted model, not a curated record.
ACAAUCCAUCAUCAUUACCAUCUCACAUACACUAAGUUGUCAUUAGAAUUUAAAGAGCGGGAAGAGAAAAUGGUCGGACAACGACAGAGACAGGUUGGGAUUGCGGCCAUGACAGUGUUAUUGGUCAUGGUGAUGACAUCGUUGGUCAGCCGAAUGGCUCAGGCUCGGCCCCAACAUACAAUCAUUGUCGGUGACGAGGACGGAUGGGACAUGAUUAAUCCCAUGUACACUUGGACUGAAGGCAAGACGUUUUACGCCGGCGAUAUUCUUGUGUUCAACUACGACUAUCAGAGAAGCAACGUAUACGUAGUGAACCAAACGGCGUACGAGACAUGUAUACCGAACGAGGGAGCGACAUUAUACGAAUCGGGUCACGACAAAAUCCAACUCGUGUUCGGUGACAACUAUUUCAUCGGAGCAUAUUAUCCCGAAGAUUGCGCAGCUGGUCUCAAGAUGGCCGUCAACGCACUCGCUCCCUAGUCGUCAUCAAUCAUUUUAACUACUCAUUUUCAACAUCCCGCGUUUACUGCGAUCAAACAGAAUUUAAUUAUUUUAUAAUAAAAAUAAUAAAUUU